AUGGCUGAACCCGCUGCACCUGCAAACAUCGUUAAAUGGGUCAACGACCAGUAUCCACGUCCAGCUUUAGAUCCAGUUUGGCUUCGUGACUGUUGCUCAUGGAUCGCGUCCUCCUACUCCCUCUCUCCAACUGACUUUCCACAGUUUAGUUCCCAUGUAACUUCUCAAUUUUUUCAGUCCAGCCUCGCAGACUCCACCCUGCCGAACACUGGCCUCCCACAAAAUAUCCAUACCAUCAAAAAGGCUCGUCUUACAGGCCUUCCAUGUCUCGUAGAGAUUCGUGCUAUCAGCGACAUUGGUAUUAGUGCGUUUAGCUUGAUGAACGUUAGGCAAAAUCGUGUGGAUCGAGCAGACUUGGCUGGCCUUGUUAGGGAGGAUGAAGAGGAUGCAGAGGAGGACGAGGGACCAGUCCCGAAGUUUCCGAGAGGCAUGCUGCGUCUUGAGUUAAGCGAUGGUUUUACAACUGUCGAGGCUGUGGAAUAUCGUUCUAUACCACAGCUUGAACUUGGCGUCACUCCGCUGGGGUACAAGGUGCGUAUUGGUCAGUCGCUUUGUGUUAUUUUUGAUAGAGUCCGGCUGUUAGAUCCUCUUGAAAGACGUACAGAUUCGCAGAGGCAUUAUCUUCCUUGA
Messenger RNA from Suillus subalutaceus, 630 nucleotides. RefSeq lists its product as uncharacterized. NCBI's taxonomy places the organism in Eukaryota, Fungi, Basidiomycota, Agaricomycetes, Boletales, Suillaceae. Gene Ontology annotation, biological process: resolution of meiotic recombination intermediates; double-strand break repair via homologous recombination. Bases 1 to 630 code for a protein of 209 amino acids. The record is from RefSeq and is a predicted model, not a curated record. Gene Ontology annotation, cellular component: nuclear body; RecQ family helicase-topoisomerase III complex. The transcript is spliced from 2 exons.